Molecule: messenger RNA, 1237 nt
Organism: Zeugodacus cucurbitae (melon fly)
Lineage: Eukaryota; Metazoa; Arthropoda; Insecta; Diptera; Tephritidae
Product: influenza virus NS1A-binding protein homolog A
Exons: 5
Coding region: 213-1178 (321 amino acids)
Molecular function (GO): protein binding
Source: RefSeq, a predicted model, not a curated record
UGCAUUAACAAUUUAGUCUAAUAUUAGCCGUGAUUGGCAGUUGAACAUGUAACUGGAUCAUAAUUGAACAAAUUUAUGAAGCAAAUAAAUCAAACAAAAGUGUAAACAAAGACACAUAAAUACCGUUAUCAAAAAAAUAAAAAACAGUUAACUAGAGGUCCCACGAAGCUCAAUAUCUUAAUUAAAUAAAUAAUUCACACAAAAGUUAAAAAAUGGGUUCCGCUUGCUCCAGAGAUCCGCCCGCGACUGCUAAGGAUGAGCCACAAUUUUCAGGGAAUGUAGGCUAUGACACUGUGGAUACGCCUAACAGCAACAAUAGCUGUUUAUUGGCGGUGAAAUUUGUGAGUGGAGAAAAAAUCAGAGUUUUCAAAUACGUAAGCGACAAAGACGACUGGUCGAUCUGUCAUGAAAUACCUGUUGGCGGCAUUUUUCGUACACUGAUCGUGCAACAAUAUAUGCUUUUUAUAGACUGGGUGGAUGCAAGACGAAUUUGUUGUUAUGACACAACAACGCGUGCCAUACGCACUUUGGACCCAUUCAAGGAAGACGUCUUUCGAUAUUAUUUCGCCGCAGAGUUUCAGAACAAACUUUAUCUCUUCGCCGAUGUCGAGGAUAAGCGGAAAGUGCAUGUUUGGGAUCCCGCCAAAGAUCGCUGGAGUGAGGCGCCCAAAUUGAAUGUUGGACGAGUGCAUGCCGCAGCAGUCUCACAUCGCGGUUACUUGUAUGUGGCAGGUGGUAGCAAAAGUUUCCCACACAACACGGAAUUGCGUUCGGUAGAGCGCUACGAUCCACGAGGUCGCAGUUGGAAACGCUGCGCUGAUCUGGUGCAGGCGCGCUGUGCGGCGGGUUUGGUCUCUGCCGGCGCUUUUCUCUACAUUGUGGGCGGUGAGUGUUCGGAGAUACCCACAAAUAUGGUGGAGCGUUAUGACGCGCAGCUCAAUAAAUGGACGCAGUUGAUGUGCAUGGAAAUACCCAAACAUUAUCCGGCCUGUGCGUACUACAACAAUUGCCUGCUGGCUUGCGGUGGUCCAGCCAUAGACCAAGAUUGUAAAAUCGUCGAGGAGUUCAAUGAAGCGGAGAAUAAGUGGCGGCGAAGAAAUAGUAUGCCCACGCAGGGACCUUACUCAUACAUGAUUGUAACGCCGGCGUGGCUCAGACAAUUGGAGUCGUUGAAUUAACCAUCUUAUAUUAUUUAAAUAUUUUUUUUUAACUUUUUUUACUAGUUUAAAGUUUUUAU